AUGGUGGAGGAGAAGACGAUAAUGCUGAAGAUGAUGAUGGAUCUUCAACGCGACAGACACUGGAGAAACCAAAGCACUGUGAAUGAGUUUGUCUUGCUGGGAUAUCAUAAUCAUUCUGUCCUUCUAUUCAUAGCCUUCCUGGCAAUCUAUCUGACCAUUCUACUAGGAAAUGGUCUGAUUGUGGUGGUGACCACCAUAGAUCCUGCCUUGCAUACUCCCAUGUAUUUCUUCCUCCGCAGCCUCUCUGGACUAGAGAUGUGCUAUACUUCGGUCACACUUCCCAAGAUGAUGGCCAGUCUGGCCACUGGAGACCGCUCCAUUUCUCUGCCAGCCUGUGCCUCUCAGAUGUUCUUCCUGCUUUUCCUAGGUGGAACUGAGUGCCUCCUCCUGGCAACCAUGGCCUAUGACCGCUAUCUCGCCAUCUGCCUGCCUCUGCGCUAUAUGACCAUCAUGAACCAAAGGAUGCAGGUAGGUCUGGUGGUUGGCUCAUUUAUCAUCAGUCUUCCAAUGCAGUUGGUGCAAAUUGCACUCAUCUUUUCCCUGCCAUUCUGUGGACCCAAUGAGAUGGACCACUUCUUCUGUGACAUCCCACCCAUUUUGAGCCUAGCGUGUGCUGAUCUCUAUGCUAAUGAGUUGACUAUAUAUAUAGAAGAUACAACCUUUGUGUUGGUUCCAUUUGUGGUCAUCUUGGCUUCCUAUGUAUAUAUCACGAGGACUAUACUGCACAUGCCAUCAGCUACAAGUCGUCAGAAGGCCUUUUCCACGUGUUCAUCACAUGUGACUGUAGUAAGUCUAUUCUAUGGCUCUGCAAUGUUUUCAUACAUCCUCCCUAAGACUCCAGAUUUCACGAAAGUUGGCAAGUUACUGUCGCUCUUCUACACCAUCAUCAUUCCUCUCUGCAAUCCUCUCAUAUACACUCUGAGGAACAAGGAGGUAAAAUCUGCUUUGCAAAGGUUGCUGUACAAUAAAAGAACUUCUGAAAUGGGCAUGGAGUCAAAUUAA
This is a messenger RNA of Anolis sagrei ordinatus, 1002 nucleotides long. Its product is annotated as olfactory receptor 10AG1-like. The record is from RefSeq and is a predicted model, not a curated record. Gene Ontology annotation, molecular function: olfactory receptor activity; G protein-coupled receptor activity. NCBI's taxonomy places the organism in Eukaryota, Metazoa, Chordata, Lepidosauria, Squamata, Anolidae. Gene Ontology annotation, cellular component: plasma membrane. Gene Ontology annotation, biological process: detection of chemical stimulus involved in sensory perception of smell; G protein-coupled receptor signaling pathway.